Molecule: messenger RNA, 3123 nt
Organism: Mangifera indica (mango)
Lineage: Eukaryota; Viridiplantae; Streptophyta; Magnoliopsida; Sapindales; Anacardiaceae
Product: probable disease resistance protein At5g63020
Exons: 1
Coding region: 181-2850 (889 amino acids)
Molecular function (GO): protein binding; ADP binding
Source: RefSeq, a predicted model, not a curated record
CAAACUGAAACUUGUGAGGACAAGUUCCUCUCUGGACCCAUUUGAUUGCCUUUGAUUACCCAAAGCUUCCUUUUUUUUUUUAAAUUACACUCAUCACUGUGUCUCUUUUUCCUCUCUACUUCCUUGCUUCUUCAUCUCUACUUCAUUUGCCUCUUUCAACCGCCCGCAACUUUGCCCACCAUGGGAAACUGCAAUUCAGUCCCAAAACCAGCUGAGGACGCAUUUAGUGCAGCUUUGUCAAGUUGUGCAGGCUAUAUUUCUAAGAAAUCGAAGUACAAAAAAGAACUCAGAAGAAAUAUUUGUUCCUUGGAGGCCGAAGCGAAUAAACUGGUCGAAGUAAAGGACGAUGUGCAUCGAAGAGUUCACAACGAGGAGAAACAGCCGCGAAGGGAGCGGCUGAGACAAGUGCAAGGGUGGCUUACAAGGGCGGAAAGCACAGUACCGGAAGCUAACAAACUUGUAAAAGACGGCUCCGCUGAAGUGGAUAGGUUGUGCCUUGGAGGGUUUUUUUACAAGAAUAAAAAGUAUGCACGCUUCAGUACUGGAAAAAGGGUAGGUGAAAUGCUGGCGGACGUGAGGAGUUUGAAGAAAGAGGGCUUGGAAUUCACGGAGGUGGCUGAUCGGAUACUGAAUGAUCCAGUGGAUGAUAAAAUACCUUGUGAAACAACAGUUGGUUUAGAAUCAACCGUUGAUGAAGUUUUGAGAUGUUAUGAAGAAGAUCAGGUGAAGAUUAUUGGCCUGUAUGGAGGCGGAGGAGUUGGCAAAACUGCUGUAUUGAAUCAAAUCUAUAACAGGAUCCGUGAGACUUCAGCUGAUAUUACUUUGAUCAGAAUCUCAGCCACCAAUAAAAAACUUGAAAACAUUCAAGAUGAGAUCGGGGAGAAGCUGCUUCUGUCUGAUGAGUCAUGGAAAAGCAAAACUUCUUCGGAGAAAGCUAUGGAAAUCCACAGGAAUUUGAAGAGGAAGAAGCUGGUGUUGCUGAUAGAUGAUUUAUGGGAGUGGAUUGAUUUGACUAAAGCUGGUAUCCCUCUCUCAGAUUCAGAUUCUUCAACAAAGGUUGUGUUUACAACCCGGCUUGUGAAGAAUGGCUGUGGGCGUAUGAUAAAAGUGGAGUGCUUGGAUCCUGGAGAUGCCUGGGAAUUAUUCCAAAGUAGGGUUGGAGAUUGGGCUCUUAAAAGUCAUCCAGAAAUUCGAGAGCUUGCUAAAACCAUGGCAAAAGAAUGUUGCGGUUUACCACUGGCCCUUAUCAAAGUUGCAGAGGCCAUGACUCAGAAGAAGACACCUCAGGAAUGGGAUUACGCCAUCAAUGAGAUUCAGACAAAAGGCCAUGAAUAUUCAGCCAUGCAGGAAGUGUACAAGAUCCUGAGGUCAAGUUACGAUAAUUUACCCGAAGGUUCAGUAAUCAAGUCAUGUUUCUUAUACUUCGGUUUAUUUCCAAAAAACCAUGUAAUUUCCAGGAUGGAUUUGAUAGAUUGUUGGAUUGGAGAAGGAUUUUUGGCUGACAAAAGUGUAGCUCAAAACAAAGGCUACCACAUUAUUGGCAUUCUUCUCAAUGCCGGAUUGUUGGAAGAAGAAGAUGAAGAUCGAGUGAAGAUAAAUGGCAUUAGUCGUGACUUGGCUUUGUGGAUUAAUAAAAAUUGCAAGGGAAAGGACAAUGUUCUUGUUAAUGCUGGUAAUGGAUUAAGAGAAGCACCUGAAGCUGGAGAAUGGGAAGGAGUUCGACGGAUGUCAGUGAUGAAAAAUCAAAUUGAGAUUUUACCAGAGACGCCCCCAGGUCAUUGUCUUGAUACUUUGUUUCUUAAUGAUAACAAACUGAAGGUUAUCAAUGGUGACUUCUUCAGAUUUAUCCAUCGUCUCACAGUUCUAAGGCUGUCAAAUAACCCCUUUUUAACCAAGCUGCCUCCAGAGAUUGCAAAUUCGGUUUCAUUACAGCUUCUUGACCUAUCAAGGACUUCUAUUAAAGAACUUCCGGAGGAGUUGAAGGCCUUGUCAAAUCUAAGGUGUUUGAAUUUGCAGGAUACGCCUGCACUCGAAACAAUUCCGCAGGGAUUGAUAUCUAACUUCGCAAUGUUGCAGGUCUUGAGGAUGUUCGGAUGCGGUGCUCUGAGACAAAAUGGGUUAUCUUUGGUAGAAGAGGUGCUUAGUCUGCAACGUUUGGAUAGUUUAGACAUCACCAUUAACGGUUCUCCUGCUCUGGAGAGACUUUUGACCUCCCCCAGAAUGCUGAGCUCGCUGGAAUCUGUAUGCCUUCGAAACUUAACCCCAACAAGGUCCAUCAAAGUCCGUUUAUUCAACUUGACGAAGAAACUCAGGAAAUUAGACAUUCUAAAUUGUGAUAACUUGGAAGAGAUGCAAAUUGAUUGUGAAGACGGAACAGAAAAUCCAGAAGGAUUUUGUGGCUUCCGACACCUUUGUGAGGUAAACAUAAAGUCAUGCUCAAAAUUAAAGGACUUGACAUGGCUUAUUCUCGCACCCUGUCUCAGGGGUGUUGAGAUAUCUGACUGCCCUGAAAUAGAAGAACUUAUCAGUGCUGGCAGAUUGAUUCAGGACUUUCCCGGAGUUUCCAGGCGUCUCCCAUUUGAAAAACUCGAAUCUCUUGUGCUAAAUGGUCUUGAAAACUUGAAGAGCAUCAAUCAGACUGCCUUGCCGUUCCAGAAGUUGAAGAAAAUCGAAGUAAAGGGAUGCCCACAACUUAAGACUCUUCCACUUGAUUCUGAAAGCGCAAAAGAAGGAAGAAUCCUCAUCGAAGGAGAACAACAAUGGUGGGACGAGCUGCAAUGGAAGGAACAAGCCGCCCGCAGCACUUUUGAUCCUUGUUUCCAAGCAUCAGUGGUAAUACAAAUACAAUGAAGCAAUGGUUGCUUCUUUUGGUGGCUCCAAAUAAGGUUGGAUUCAAUUGGAAUACGGACUCCGUUGAUUUAAAAUCGAAUUUGAACUUAAACAAUUCGAAUCGCAUCUAAGCCUAGCUCUACAUUUUUGUCAUUUGUAAGUAGGUUUUUUUAUUAUUAGUGUAUAGGCUAUUUUUUAAUCAUUACAAGACCAUUGGAAACCGCCGAAGGGUUGCAUUAAGAAAAACUGAGACAUAAAUAUGAUUCUUAUCUUCAGUAUUUUCCAUGACUUCGA